GAAAGUUGUCAGAAGAAACGCAUCUGCCUUUUUUUCCAGGUGAACUGCCGUGAGUUGUCCAGCAUGAUAGUAUUUAUUUUCUUGGCUAUGGGGUUAAGCUUGGAAAAUGAAUACACUUCUCAAACCAAUAAUUGCACAUAUUUAAGAGAGCAAUGCUUACGUGAUGCAAAUGGAUGUAAACAUGCUUGGAGAGUAAUGGAAGAUGCCUGCAAUGAUUCAGAUCCAGGUGACCCCUGCAAGAUGAGGAAUUCGUCAUACUGUAACCUGAGUAUCCAGUACUUAGUGGAAAGCAAUUUCCAAUUUAAAGAGUGUCUUUGCACUGAUGACUUCUAUUGUACUGUGAACAAACUGCUUGGAAAAAAAUGUAUCAAUAAAUCAGAUAACAUGAAAGAGGAUAAAUUCAAAUGGAAUCUAACUACACGUUCCCAUCAUGGAUUCAAAGGGAUGUGGUCCUGUUUGGAAGUGGCAGAGGCAUGUGUAGGGGAUGUGGUCUGUAAUGCACAGUUGGCCUCUUACCUUAAAGCUUGCUCAGCAAAUGGAAAUCCGUGUGAUGUGAAACAGUGCCAAGCAGCCAUACGGUUCUUCUAUCAAAAUAUACCUUUUAACAUUGCCCAGAUGUUGGCUUUUUGUGACUGUGCUCAAUCUGAUAUACCUUGUCAGCAGUCCAAAGAAGCUCUUCACAGCAAGACAUGUGCAGUGAACUUGGUUCCACCCCCUACUUGCCUCAGUGUAAUUCGCAGCUGCCAAAAUGAUGAAUUAUGCAGGAGGCACUAUAGAACAUUUCAGUCAAAAUGCUGGCAGCGUGUGACUAGAAAGUGCCAUGAAGAUGAGAAUUGCAUUAGCGCCUUAAGCAAACAGGACCUCACUUGUUCAGGAAGUGAUGACUGCAAAGCUGCUUACAUAGAUAUCCUUGGGACGGUCCUUCAAGUGCAAUGUACCUGUAGGACCAUUACACAAAGUGAGGAAUCUUUGUGUAAGAUUUUCCAGCACAUGCUUCAUAGAAAAUCAUGUUUCAAUUAUCCAACCCUGUCUAAUGUCAAAGGCAUGGCAUUGUAUACAAGAAAACAUGCAAACAAAAUCACUUUAACUGGAUUUCAUUCCCCCUUCAAUGGAGAAGUAAUCUAUGCUGCCAUGUGCAUGACAGUCACCUGUGGAAUCCUUCUGUUGGUUAUGGUCAAGCUUAGAACUUCCAGAAUAUCAAGUAAAGCAAGAGAUCCUUCACCGAUCCAAAUACCUGGAGAACUCUGAUUCAUUAGGAGUCAUGGACCCAUAACAAUCACUCUUUUCUCUGCUUUUCUUCUUUCCUCUUUUCUUCUCUCCU
Messenger RNA from Pan troglodytes (chimpanzee), 1321 nucleotides. RefSeq names its product GDNF family receptor alpha like (gene GFRAL). Gene Ontology annotation, molecular function: signaling receptor activity. Bases 64 to 1248 code for a protein of 394 amino acids. The transcript is spliced from 9 exons. Gene Ontology annotation, biological process: nervous system development. Lineage: Eukaryota; Metazoa; Chordata; Mammalia; Primates; Hominidae. The record is from RefSeq and is a predicted model, not a curated record. Gene Ontology annotation, cellular component: external side of plasma membrane; signaling receptor complex.